Molecule: messenger RNA, 3437 nt
Organism: Danio aesculapii
Lineage: Eukaryota; Metazoa; Chordata; Actinopteri; Cypriniformes; Danionidae
Gene: sh3bgr
Product: SH3 domain binding glutamate-rich protein
Cellular component (GO): cytoplasm
Source: RefSeq, a predicted model, not a curated record
CGGGGACAAAAAUAGACAAGAGUCGGGGCUGCUUCGCCGUGUGCUUUCCAGUCAAAGCGGGGAGGAUCGUUGUGUCUUUAAAUACCUUUUUUACUGCUCAAUUAAUAUCGCUUAUCCACAAAAUGGUCAUUAAAGUCUUCCUGGCAUCCUCCUCGGGAUCGACGGCGAUCAAAAAGAAACAGCAAGAUGUUGUCGGCUUUCUUGAGGCCCUUAAAAUCGAUUACGCACAGCUUGACAUUGCUUCAAAUGAGGAUAACCGGGCGUGGAUGAGGGAAAAUGUUCCUGGAGAAAAGAAGCCCACCAAUGGAAUUCCUCUUCCUCCACAGAUUUUCAACGAGGAGAUAUAUUGUGGGGACUAUGACACAUUCUUUGAUGCCAAAGAGGACAACACAGUCUAUGAAUUUUUGGGUCUGACUCCUCCACCUGGAUCUAAGGAGGCACAACAAGCUGAAAAUUCCCAAAAGCUUCAGAAUGGAUCUGUCACAGACGAGCAUCCUGAUGAUGACACAACAAAAAAGGAAAUCAAAGAGGCUGAGCAAAAUGGAGAUGCACACACAGCAGAGCUGGAGGACGACGAAGAGAGCAAAAACACAGAGACAGACGCUCAAGAUGAGAACGAGGAAGAGGAGGAACCUGCUGAAGAAGAGGAAGAGAGUAGAAAGCCAGCUGAGGAGGAAGAGCAGGAAGAAGGAGAAGAAGACAAGGCAGAAGAUGAGUUGGUGUCUGAGGAGGAAGAAGAACUUCGAGAGCUUGAGGAGGAAGAGGAACACCCAUCAGAGGAAGACUAGUGUUCUGAAGCUGAGGAUUUUUGAUCUGGAUUUUCGCAAACACAGCUUGAAGUGACACCCCACUUGCACUGGAACCAUCAGAAAUUACCAAAAAAAUUAAAAAAUACCUUCACCUCAGCUUUACCCAAGCCAAAUGUGACACCACUGCAGCGGAGGAUAUGCACUCAGCACUCCAACUUCAAUCCCCCGUGAUAACUGCGCCUUAUCCCAUUACUGAUGAGUCUGCAAAAUGCCUAUUUACGCUUGAGUUGCUUCAUCUUAAGUGGCGAGGUUCAAGUGAAUUUAAAGGGAUGUCUUUUUUUCUUACUGUACAUAUAGAAGAUUAACUAAAAUUGUGUGACUUUGUUCGGUAGAAUCCCAAAUAGUGCCAAACCGCUCAAAUGUGCCGAAAACAACACUUACAAAUACCUCUCUGUGUCUUAUAUUGUGAAAUACUCUACCAGUCAAAGUUUGGACACACUUUGGCGCCGUUUACACUGUCAGGUUUUGAUGCCCAAUUCCGAUUUGUUGCCUAAAUCUGCCUGUCCUUUUACAUGUUCUUUUAAUUAUGACCCAUAUCCGAUUCAUGUGUUUACACUUGCUAUACAAUUUACGACGUCUUGCAUGCAUAAAGGCGGGUUCUAGCAUCUGCGCCACACUAGCCAAGAUGGAAGAAAUUGUCUUUCUUUUAGCUCUGCGAAAUAUGCGAAGUUCCCCAACUUUAAAAUGAUUUUGAGGCGGAUGAGGAGAGAAAGGGCCGUCAUCGCAGCUUGCGCCUAUGGUUUAUACAUGGUGUCCUCCCCACAGAGAGAGUGACUCAUCUUCCCACAGGGCAAGAAGGCAGGUAACUUCUGCCGUCGACCACUGACUACUUUCCUCCUCCAUGUUUCCUCUGUUGUUGUUGUUUAACGUGUCGGCGUCUCCACACACGCUCUUCCUUCUACGUCAUAAAACCGUGAAGUACCACAUUUGUCGCAAGUUUAAUGACGUACAAAACGGAAUGCCUCAAUAAAUCUGAUCUGCCUGUUUACAUGAUAGUCUCAAUUGCACAUAUCCGAUUUAUAUCUGAUUUAUUUCCAUGUAUGAAGGAGGUCUGAAACCAAUCUCUGAAUAUCUGAAUGCAUGUUUUUUUUUCGUAUUUACACGGUCAUAGAACAGAUCGGAUCUGUGUCACAUAUGAGGAAAAUUUGGAAUUGGGUCACAUUUAACUGGCAGUGUAAACGGGGCCUUUGCUAAAUGCUAAAUGCUAAUUACAUAGCAAAUGAAUAGGAUUAUUAUUUUGACUAUUAACUACAAAUUGAUAGGCUGUUUUCAAGGCAGUGCAUUCAAUCACAUUGGCUAGCCACAUUUUGUAGACGCUAACACAGGCAGGGACUUGAUAUCCGAUUGUCCCUGAAUACUAGAAAUAUAAAACUGUGCAAGGUAAAAGAGAAAUGAUCCGAAUUACAUCAGGCUAAGCGAGAACCAACUUUGUGUCUGUUUGUGUUCUGUAAAAGUCUGAAACUUCAAGAGAUUUCACUUUAAAAUGAAUGAACUUUUUGUUUAUGAAAUGAUAGGCAAGUAUUUUAAAAUGGUUAAAAACAACCAUCUCAGGCACAUUCUGAAAACGUACCUCUAUAUACUUUUCUGGAGAGUGCCAAAUUUUCUGCAGUUUUUUUUUCGUGUAUCCACCAGAGGCCGCUGUGUACACAUUUUGAGAUCUCAAAUUUCUCUCGCGAGUGCCAUUCGCGUCUGCUCUUCUCACGUAAACACACCAGAGGCCGCUGUCGACUGACUGUUUGACUGACUGACCGAUCGACUAAUUGUAUUGAUUGACCUGCCCACCCACUUCCCUAAACAACAAUUUUCAAAAGCAACUCAGAAAAAGAAAAGCCCUCGUCUGAUUUUUACCACGUUUUCAGAUUUUACCACAUUCUUACCCUGUUAUUUAUGUUUAUUUUAUUUUUUGGCUUUUGUUUUUGUCUUACUUUCUGGAACCGUUCUUCAAACGACUCAAACCCCGUCAUCAUGGUCAACUUCUCUGCGUCUCAAGUCUGCCGACGUACAUGUCGAGCUAACUGGUAACAGUGGGAGAGCCGUCUAUGUGGAGGUAAGCGGUCAGCUGGUAAGUGAGAAAUAGAACGGCGUUGUACCACCUAGUAGCGUUCAUUUUAAAAAUGAAAUGCAGCCAAACGGACUUCUGGCUACAUAAUUCGUUACCUCCAGAAACGUUUAUAGGGCUACGUUAUCAGCAUGAGCCUGUUGCAAACAAUCUAAGCUAGUAGCUCGUUUUAGCUAGCUAUGUGAACUUUUUCAGCAGAUGCACUUGACUAAAACAAAACCGUUUUUAUAUUUCAGUCUCUACAUAACUGACGUUAUAUGCUGAAAAAUGAAAAUAGUAUUAAAGAUUGAGCAGGUGUGUCUAAAAGUUGACUGGCGCAAAAUUAAACUACACAAUAUGGUUCCAAGUUAAAGUUAAAAUUAGACAUUGAUGCUGUAAAAGAACAUUAGUCACAGUUCCCGCCUUUUUUCAGUCUAUUGUGUCUGAUUUCACUCUGAAAAUGUGACGUCAAUACUUGCUGGAAGCCAUUUUUCUUGUGGUCGGUUGGCAGUUGUAAUGCACUUUGUAUGUUGACAGAAUUGAAUGGUUGGAAAUACCCUUAUUUACCAUUAAAGAGCGACUUUUAACAA